AAGCGGGGUGUUUCGCCCGCCCCGGCCCGGGGCUAGUCACGGAGCUUGGUGGCGUCUGUCACCUUCCCCCGGGCGGCGGAUCGGGCCCUUCCUAUCGUUUCCCGGCCAGCGCCCCGGCGCUGGGACCGGCAGCGUCACGCCCCCGCGGGACUCUCGCCCUUCUUUGGCCGUCGAGGGUGCUCAGCGGAGCAAGAGCUGGCGUCCCCGGCAGGCCCUAGCAGCUGGGUCUCCGGGCAGACACGAUGGCGAGCCCAGGAAAAGAUAAUUAUAGAAUGAAAAGUUACAAGAACAAUGCACUCAAUCCUCAAGAAAUGCGCAGACGGAGAGAAGAGGAUGGAAUCCAACUUCGGAAACAAAAAAGAGAAGAACAAUUAUUUAAGCGCAGAAAUGUUUCUCUCCUGGGAAAUGAAGAGUCUAUGGUAGAAAGCCCCAUCCAGGAUCCUGAUGUCAGCUCUACUGUACCUAUUCCAGAAGAAGAAGUUAUUACAGCAGAUAUGGUGCAGAUGAUUUUCUCAGAUGAUCCUGAUCAACAGCUCACAGCAACACAAAAAUUUAGAAAACUGCUUUCUAAAGAACCUAAUCCACCUAUAGAUGAAGUGAUACAGAAACAAGGAGUUGUGCAGAGGUUUGUGAAAUUUCUAGAGAGGAAUGAGAAUUGCACUCUCCAAUUUGAAGCAGCUUGGGCUUUGACAAAUAUAGCAUCUGGAACUUUCCUACACACCAAAGUAGUAAUUGAGACUGGAGCUGUUCCAGUUUUUAUUAAAUUGCUUAAUUCAGAACAUGAAGAUGUACAGGAGCAGGCAGUGUGGGCUCUUGGUAAUAUUGCUGGUGACAACGCAGAAUGCAGAGACUUUGUCUUAAACUGUGGAAUACUCCCCCCACUCUUGGAAUUGUUAUCAAAUUCAAAUAGACUUACAACAACUAGAAAUGCAGUCUGGGCUCUCUCAAACCUCUGUAGAGGCAAGAAUCCACCUCCAGACUUUAGUAAGGUUGCUCCUUGCUUAAAUGUUUUAUCAAGACUGUUGUUUAACAGUGACCCAGAUGUAUUAGCAGAUGCUUGUUGGGCCCUCUCUUACCUUUCAGAUGGACCCAAUGAUAAAAUCCAAGCAGUUAUUGAUUCUGGAGUCUGUCGAAGAUUGGUGGAACUUCUUAUGCAUAAUGAUUACAAGGUGGUGUCUCCUGCAUUAAGAGCAGUUGGAAAUAUUGUGACCGGUGAUGAUAUUCAAACACAGGUAAUUCUAAAUUGCUCUGCAUUACCCUGUCUCCUUCAUUUGCUGAGUAGUCCUAAGGAAUCCAUUCGAAAAGAAGCAUGCUGGACUGUUUCUAAUAUUACUGCAGGAAACAGAGCUCAGAUUCAGGCUGUUAUAGAUGCAAAUAUUUUUCCAAUAUUGAUUGACAUUCUUCAGAAAGCUGAAUUUCGCACCAGAAAAGAAGCAGCAUGGGCUAUCACUAAUGCAACAUCAGGAGGUACUCCUGAACAGAUAAGGUAUUUGGUAGCAUUAGGUUGUACCAAGCCUCUUUGUGAUCUCCUGACCGUGAUGGAUUCCAAAAUAGUGCAGGUGGCUUUGAAUGGACUUGAAAAUAUUCUGCGUCUUGGAGAGCAAGAAUCCAAACAAAAUGGAAUGGGCAUUAAUCCUUACUGUGCCCUUAUAGAGGAAGCAUAUGGACUGGAUAAAAUUGAAUUUCUUCAAAGGCAUGAAAACCAAGAGAUCUACCAGAAGGCUUUUGAACUUAUAGAACAUUACUUUGGUGUGGAAGAAGAGGAUACCAGUAUUGCACCUCAGGUGGAUGAGAGUCAGCAGCAAUUUGUGUUUCAGCAGCAGGAAGCUCCAAUGGAAGGAUUUCAGCUAUAACUAUUAAAGUGAAGACAAGGCAAAAAUAUAAACAUUUGCAGCUUUUCAGGGGUCUCCUCUUCAUGGCCAAAGUUAGAGGAGAGGUUUGAAUGUGUUUUGCAGAACACAGGUAAAGAAGCAGCCCAUGCACUUUUAUACUUUUCUGUUAAAUACAACUUUUCAUUCAUUGUUUUUGGUUUGGGUUUUUUUUGUAUUUCUGUGCACUUCAUAUGUUCAGAAACUGUGUGAGUAAUCAAGUCUAAUAUAAAGGGUUAUGUGAUUUAACAAGAAUGGUUAAGUUUGAAUAAUAACUUCAGUAGGAUUUUAGGUAGUUCUGAAUUUUUCAUGCAAUUUCUGCUACUGCAGUAGAGCUGUUGGCAAUUGCAUUUUGGCAGUAAACUUGACAUGCCCAAUCUAUAUCAAAUCUACCUCUGAACUGAAGUAAAAAAGUUUGCUUCAGAACUAAAGCAUGAAAUAAAGAUGAGCUUGUCAAAAGCUAAAUUUAGAAUGUGAAAAAUAUUUAUUGUGAAAUGUAGUUUUAUGCAUUAUAUUUUGCAUAGAGCAUAAACCAGUGAAAUAUAUUUGUAAGACAUUUAAAAGCAUAAUGCAGAUUUUUGUUUAAAUAUAUAAUGUUUAAAUACCAGAUGUUGCUUUGAAUAUGUGACAAAAAGCUGUUCUGCAUUUUGUGGUUUUCAAGUUGUAAUCAGCAGAGAGUUGGUUCAUCACGUGAUGCUGGCUCCUUAUUUCAAGCUGCUAAACAGCAUUAAAGAUAAGCUACAAAUAAAAUACUUUUCUAUGUAAGCAAUUGCUGAAGUUGCCACAGGGAUGUUGUGAUUGUAAAUGAGAGAGGAGGUAAUUUGCGCAGUUGUAAAUGAUAGGGGAGAUAGUCACAUAAACCAUCUCCAUAUUAAAAUGUGGUAACAAUAUAAAAGUUUGACAAAUCUUGCAAUACUUGCCUUUCUUGAAACACUACUUAUUUAAACAAAGUUUAGACUAUAUGUAUGUAUUGUAUUUUUAACCAAAUAUGCUACUGCUUUUUGAAUUUUUUUUUUUAAGUCAGAUGUCUCCAUUUUCUUUAUUUUAGACAAGACUGUAGAAAUGUGCCCUGUUAUAAUCCAUCUUGCUGCAAUUGGGGGAAAAACAAUCUCUUCUCCAUUUGAUUGAAGGAAAAAGGUUUGCUUUGUUGUAAAUAUUAAGUAUAUGAACUCCAAAAUGAAUCUGAAGAUGUCUGCUAAAUGUUUAAUUUCUAAAACACUUAAUGUCUGUUUACUACUACUCACUAAAAGAAAGAUAUCUAAGAAUUUGAAACAGUUCUCAUGUAGAUUUUCAAAGCAUACAGAAGAUUUUUUUUUUUUAAUAUUCAAAAUGUCUAUACCACACUGCUUGAUCUCACUUACCAGUAGCCAGUCUGAAUUUGGAUUAAUGAAAAUGUAUAAUUGUGGUUAAAUAUAUUAGUCAAAUAUUGUGUUGAAAUAAUAGUGAAAGCUUUGAGCUAUGAAACUAUUUAAACCAUGUACAAUAGUUGAAAUUGCAACAGUUAAAAGUCACUCUUUCCAGGGUAGUGUGCUUGUCACUAAACAAAAUGUUGAUACCCUGAGAAAUCCAAAUUAGAGCAUGGUAUCAUUUAUAUUCCGUGUUCUGGGUUUAAACUUGUCUAUAAAAUGUGCAAAUACUGUUUUCAGUUAAAAUUCAUAAAUUUUGUUUUACUUUGAGACUAUUAAAGCACUAUAUAUUGUGUAGUAGUUUCAAGGUGAGAAUUGAAGGAGAUUUUAUAAGAUUAAUAGUCAGUGUGACUAUUGUAUGUAUAAGUAGCAAGAUGCAAUUCAAAAAAUGCCUCCUCAUUUGAAAUUUUCUCCUGGAAAUAAAAGGUCUGAUGUGAGGAAUAUAGGAGUGCGGUUACUAUAAUUCUGUAUAAUGAAAGAUUUAGCAAACACUUUAAACCUAGAUUUGUAUAGAAUACAGCAGGUUUGAAUACUGUGCACAAUGCUGAGCCAAAUUUUUCUUAUGUUUGAGACUUGUAUUUGUGCCCUUUUUUAUGAUAGUUCGAGACUUUAGUAUACUGGCAUUUUUGGCAUCAUCUCUUCAAAGUUCAGGGUAAUUAUAUUGGAAAUUUACAGGAUUACCAAUUAAAUGAUGAUGAUUUUCAGUGUUCUUUUAGUGCAAGCAUAAUCCUAUAAGUAUUCAGGUUACAGGGUAUUCCACUGUUUCUUGCAAACAUUGUUUUGAUAUUACAUAAGCCAGCUGUGCCUGCUUUUAUUUUGAGGACCCCAUAGAUGCUGCAUUUAUAAGCCUCUCCAGUUAAGCCAAAUCUAAA
Messenger RNA from Chelonia mydas (Green sea turtle), 4146 nucleotides. It is a transcript of the gene KPNA5, whose product is annotated as karyopherin subunit alpha 5. Gene Ontology annotation, biological process: NLS-bearing protein import into nucleus. The transcript is spliced from 14 exons. Gene Ontology annotation, cellular component: cytoplasm; nucleus; nucleoplasm. The record is from RefSeq and is a predicted model, not a curated record. The coding region runs from base 243 to 1853 and encodes 536 amino acids. Lineage: Eukaryota; Metazoa; Chordata; Testudines; Cheloniidae. Gene Ontology annotation, molecular function: nuclear import signal receptor activity; protein binding.